AUGGCCGCCGUCUCCCCAUCUGGGUCGGACGCGGACCCAGCCAAACUCAGCGUCCUGAAGGACGCCCUCUACGAAUCAUGCCAACACAACGGCGACGAGUCCCGGCUCUUCAGCCAAGAAGACCUCCUCUCCCUCGGCGUAACCGAUGACGCAAACACCCUCCUCCGCGUCCUCCAGGCGCUCAUCAACGACCGACUCCUAAUAUCCGUGGCGCGCCAGGGCGGCGGCUACCUGUGGAAAUGGAGGCCAGCCGCCGACGCCGCCAAAUACCGGGCGUUGAACAGGGAGCAGUCCAUGGUGUACGAGAUGAUCGACGAUGCGGGCGCGGACGGGAUCUGGUCGCGCACCCUCAAGGCGAGGCUGCAGAUGCACGACUCCGUCCUCAAGUCGCACCUCAAGUUCCUCGAGUCCAAGGGGUACAUCAAGGACAUGAAGAGCGUCGAGCACCCCAACAAGAAAAUGUACAUCAAGUCCAGCCUGCGGCCGUCCGAGAAGGCGACCGGUGGUCCCUGGUACACGGACAGCAACCUGGACGAGGCCUUCAUCUCGGAGCUGCUUAAGGUCAUCUUCGAUUUCAUCACCAGGCAGAGCACAUACCGGAGCGUCCACAGCCUACACAAGGAGAAACAGCCAAAGAAGGGCGUGCUCAAAGGCGACAAGGAAGCAGCCGCCGCAAAGGGCAAGAAGAGGGCCGCAGAGGACAUCUCAGGCGAGGACCCGGCGCCCGCGCCGCGCGAGAAGCACCGGCACCGGGAGGCGAAGCGCACGCAGCUGCUGCCCCUGCCCGCGGGCUACAACGCCUACCCGACGGUGCGUCAGAUCGCGGAGCUCAUCUCGGCCAGCGGCAUCACCAACAACACGACGCUGGGGAUCGCCGACGUGCAGCAGCUGGUGGACGUGCUCGUGGCCGACGGGCUGGUCGAGCCGGUGCACGUCGGCAAGGUCCGGGGCUACCGGACCGUCCGCGCCGCGAGGGUGGACCCGACGCCGCUGACGGCGCUCAUGCGCGACCACAGCAUGGACGAGGACGUCCUCGACCUGCAGGCCCAGGACAUGGGCGCCGGCCCCAUGAGCAACGGCCUCACCGAGGCCCCCUGCGGCCGGUGCCCCGUCUUCGACCUCUGCGACGAGGGCGGGCCCGUGAACCCGGGGAACUGCGUCUACUUCCAGAGGUGGCUGGGCGACUGA
Messenger RNA from Diaporthe citri, 1188 nucleotides. RefSeq lists its product as uncharacterized. Gene Ontology annotation, biological process: transcription by RNA polymerase III. Lineage: Eukaryota; Fungi; Ascomycota; Sordariomycetes; Diaporthales; Diaporthaceae. The record is from RefSeq and is a predicted model, not a curated record. Gene Ontology annotation, cellular component: RNA polymerase III complex. The coding region runs from base 1 to 1188 and encodes 395 amino acids. The transcript has a single exon.